Molecule: messenger RNA, 4072 nt
Organism: Rhipicephalus sanguineus (brown dog tick)
Lineage: Eukaryota; Metazoa; Arthropoda; Arachnida; Ixodida; Ixodidae
Product: metabotropic glutamate receptor 3
Exons: 8
Coding region: 1317-3440 (707 amino acids)
Biological process (GO): G protein-coupled receptor signaling pathway
Cellular component (GO): membrane
Molecular function (GO): adenylate cyclase inhibiting G protein-coupled glutamate receptor activity
Source: RefSeq, a predicted model, not a curated record
AAUGGCGCGCCAAUCGGAGAAUGUAGCGUCGUCUCGUGAAUACAAUUGAGCUUUUAGAGCCGACACGCACGCACAGAGUCGAAAGCAUUGACGCAUCCACACCUACCGGCUCAGAGUGCGCGUGGGCGAAACUAAGUUGGCCGCUUUGCAACAGGUGCGCGUUGCGUGCGCUACAGGUCCGCGCGCACGUUGAAUGGAUCCCGUCGAUUUCAGGAUGGUAUACAAACAGGAAAAAAAUCGAGGGAGGGAAGGAUCGAAAAGAAAGAGCGGCCACUCGGUGGGCUUCGCAUGGCGACUGCAACGCUGCACAGUAUGGCUGCACAGACACUACUACCUGCACAAAUAGCGAUGUAGCAAUGGUUCUGAGAAAUUAUUGCCUUCCAAGAUAUUGCUAACUGCGUACAAAGCCAUCGUGAUAAAUGCCGGGCAAUAUUACGUACUCGGUCAAAGGGAACAUGGACAGGUUCUGGGGACGCGCGAAGGAGAUACACAGACCAAAUAUCGGUGCUUAAUUUUUCUUUUCCCUGAAUCAAAAUUACUGAAGGCUGAUUGUAGUGAAGGUCCAUAUUAAUGAGCCGGUAAGGAAGGAACAAAAAUUUCACACAGCGAAACCCCAAGCUUCACAACAGCACCGAGACAAGAAGCCUGCUUUUGUUGAAGGAGGCACAUGGGUGAAUUCACAGCGAUCAGGCACUCAUGACAAUAACGGUUACAGCCAACUGUGUAGUGCUUAUGAUUGCAUUGCAUCGCCCCAUGCUACCUUCAAAUUCGAAGGAUUUACCACAGCUAGCUUUGCGUGUACGGUCGUACUGAUAGCCCGAGUGUGCUCACUUUGAAACGAGUGAUUCUGUGUACCUUACCGCGGCCGCUCUUGCUUCUCCUUACAAAUUUACAAAAAGAAUCAUCUCAUUCGUGCGUAAGGAUGACCUGGUAGGGUCUCCCCGAUGCUGACGUAGUGAUGCGGCGGCGUCCGCGUCGUCGGCUGGAAUGCAUGCACUAUAUAGCCAGCCACCGACGUCAGAGAUUGUAUUGUUCUGGUGCGUGUUCUGGUGUGCGGUGCAGGGUCGAUAGGCAACAUCGACGACGGCACCUACCGCUGCCCGGACGGCUCGAGCCCCGAUCGGAUCAAACAGACCGUCAUCUCGGGCGUGCUCGGCGCCGCCUCCUCGGUCACCUCCAUACAGGUGGCCAACCUGCUCCGGCUUUUCAAGAUACCACAGGUGAGCUUCUUCUCGACAAGCCCCGAGCUGAGCAACAAGAAACGCUUCGAGUAUUUCCUGCGCACGGUGCCUUCGGACGAGAGCCAAGUGCAAGCGAUGGUCGGUAUCGUCAAGCUGCUCAAAUGGACGUACGUGUCCAUCCUCUACGAAGAAUCCACCUACGGGAAUUCGGCAUUCGACGUGCUAGAACGAGAGCUGCACAAAUACAACAUCUGCAUCGCCGUCAAGGAAAAAUUGACCAAGGACUCGGGCGUGGCUUCGGAAAUCACGUACGACGCAAUCAUCAAGAAGUUAAACAACAAGCCGCGGGCUCGAGGUGUGAUCAUCUUCGGCUCGGACCAGGAAGUGGCGGGCGUGAUGAGAGCCGUGAGUCGCAACAAUGCCACCGGUCACUUCGCCUGGAUCGGCAGCGAUGGCUGGAGCGCCAGGGAGCUCGUCUCCCACGGCAACGAGCCACAGGUCGAAGGCACGCUAUCGGUGCAGCCCACGGCGGGAAAGGUCGAGGGAUUCGACGACUACUUCCGCGCGCUCACGCCUUACACCAACCACAGAAACCCGUGGUUCAUCGAGUUCUGGGAGCACUUCUUCCGGUGCAAAUGGAACGGAAGCCUGGUGACGCCGUUCAACCAGCACCACCCGAGGAGCUGCACGGGCGAGGAGCGCAUCAGCGACAACAAGGCGUACAAGCUCGAGGCGCAGCUGCAGUUCGUCAGCAACGCGGUGCUCGCCUUCGCGUACGCGCUUCGCAGGAUGCACGAGGAGAUAUGCGGCAACAUCAGCGGCCUCUGCGACAGCAUGCGGCCCGUCAACGGCACAGACCUGCUCUCCUACCUGAAGAACGUCACGUUCCAAGGUCUGAGCAAGGACCACUUCCGCUUCUCCAGUAGCGGAGACGGCCCGGCGCGCUACAACAUACUGCACUUCAAGCAAGUCGAGCCCGGCAAGUACCGCUGGGUGCGCGUUGGAACGUACGUGGAUGGCACGCUGCACUUGCAGCUAGCCGAGCUACAGUUUCGGCUGGGCUCGAGCGAGCUGCCGCGUUCGGUGUGCAGCGACCCAUGCCCACGCGGCUCAGCGCAGAAGAUGGUGGAUAACGAGCAGUGCUGCUGGCACUGCGUGCGCUGCUCAGGCUACACGUUCGCAGCCGAGAACGGCGUGUGCGCCGACUGCGCGCCCGGCACGCUGCCGGACGUGCACCACGAGCGCUGUGUGCCGGUGCCGGAGUCGCACAUGAGCCCAUCGUCGCCGCUGGCCGUGGCCACGCUGGUGCUCGCUGCGCUCGGCACCGUCUUCACGGCGGCCACGCUGUUCGUGUUCCUCAAGCACAUCGACACGCCGGUGGUUCGCGCCUCCGGCCGCGAGCUCUGCUUCGUGCUGCUCGGCGGUAUCUGCAUGUGCCAGGGCACGGCGCUACUGCUCGUGCAACGGCCCAGCCCGGUGGUGUGUGGAGCGCAGCGCGCCGCGCUGGGCCUGUGCUUCGCCGUCGUGUACUCGGCGGUGCUUGCCAAGGCGGUGCGCAUCCACCGGAUCUUCCACGCGGGCCGCCGGUCGGCUCAGCGGCCCGGCUGCAUAUCGCCGCGUUCGCAGCUGGCGCUGUGCGGCGCCCUGGUGUCGGUGCAGGGCCUGGUGGCGACCGUGUGGCUAGCGUUGAACCCGCCGCGCGCCGUCCACCACCAUCCGACGCGCGAGGACAACUUGCUCGUGUGCCUGGCGUCGGUGAACCUUAUCGGGUACACGCUGUCGCUCAUCUACCCCUUCAUGCUCGUCAUUGUGUGCACCGUCUACGCGGUGCUGACGCGCAAGAUCCCGGAGGCGUUCAACGAGUCCAAGUACAUCGGCUUCGCCAUGUACACCACGUGCGUCAUCUGGCUGGCCUUCCUGCCCAUAUACCUGACCACCUGGCGCCAUGUAAACCUGAACCUUACCAGCAUGGCGAUGGCCGUCUCGCUGAGCGGCACCGUCACCCUCAUCUGCUUCUUCUUCCCCAAGCUGUACAUCAUCGUGCUUCAUCCGGAGAAGAACGUGCGCCAGUCCAUGAUGGCCAAGUACGGCACGCUCAAGAACCGCGUCGAGUCGGCCACGCAGUCUGACGUUGACUACGAGAUGAGCGACAAGCAGCGGUCUGCCUGUUCGUUGGUCUCGACAAGUAGCCGAGCCAGCAUUGCCACGCAGACCGACGCCGACGAGAACAACUUCUACGAUAUGGACGUCCAGCUUUGACCUAUCUACGACGGUGAGAUACAAGUUCUGGCCACAGCCGUCCAGCAGUAGCAGCAUUUGGCGGCCGGCCACCAUAAAGUGGGACACGUGCCAACCACAGUGCGCGCGGUGCAAACUCAGCACGCGCGGAAUGCCUCGGCGCAGAUAUCGCUGUUGCCGCCGUCAGCGAAAGCCGGGACCAGCGGACGGCAGACCGCGACAACACACACCACACCACACACACAGACACAUACACACACAUACAGGAAGCAGAACGCAAAGCCCAGUGCGGAUCGCAAUAACCCUGCUCCUGCUGGGACCACCAAAGAAAAGAGGGGCGCCCUUCAGCCACCAACACGAGGAAAACAUUGCCGGUGACGAUGCUCUGUGAUCACACUGCCGCGCAGAUUAUGUAGUAUGUCUCUAUUUCUACACGAUCAAUCUCCUUCGCUCUCUCUCUGUCUUCUACAUGCAUAAUAUAAAUAUUCAUAUACUGCAAAUUAUAUAAAUAUAUAUAUAUAUAUACAUAUAUAUGUGUAUUAUACAUAUACACGAAAGCAGGAUUAUACAAGUGGCACUCAUCAUAUCGUCUCUUCUGUUGUUGGUGCAUUUAUACAUGCGAAAAUAAAAGCCUACUGUUUAUGUUUUCACAA